GAAAUGGUUCCUUCCUUCCUCUUGUGGUAGUGUAACACUCCGUUGUCUUGUCCUCCGAGUUCCUCACUCAUAAUUAAUUCCCCCUUUCAUUUUCCUUCCAAUUUUUCAAACACCAGUAAAUGGCCACCCAUCAAUUCCACCCCCACAAUUCCUUCUUCUUCUUCUUUCCACAACACUAAACGCCGUCGUUUUCAUGACUCCAUAAUUCACCAGAAGCAGAACAAGAAGCAGCAGCAGCAGCAGCAGCAGCAGCAGCAGCAGCAGCAGCGCGAGUUCACAUGGGAUUGGGAACAACCGCGGCGAGAAGCAGAAGAAGAAUCGUCAUCGAAGAAGGUUCUAGAAGAACAACACACACCGCCACCGCCACCAACGCCGAUGCCGAUGGAGCUGGAGCUAGGUUCAACAACUAUCCAGCGAUCCUUCAACACGCGCUACACGCGCCACGCGCGCGACUCGCUCGACGAAUUGCCUGACAGCUUCACCAUCACCGACCCCUCCAUCCCUGGCCACCCCAUCGUCUUCGCCAGCCCGGGCUUCCUCAAGCUCACGGGCUACGCGGCCCGUGAAGUCCUGGGCCGACCCGCCGCCAUCUUCCAGGGCCCGCGAACUUCGAGAAAAUCUGUCAUUGAAAUUCGCGAGGCCGUUAGAGAGGAGCGAAACGCGCAGGUCGUUCUGCUCAACUACCGCAAAGACGGCACGCCGUUUUGGAUGCUUUUUCGUGUUUGCCCCGUUUUCAGCAGCGACGGUGGCGCCGUCGUGCACUUUGUUGCCGUACAGGUGCCGCUUCAGAAAAAGGAAGGGUCUGGAGUGAGGGAUUUCGGGUUCGGGUGCUGUCGGAAGGAAGUAUGCGCCGAUUCGUUGGCGGAGAUUGGUCGCGUUUGUUCAUUAGAGCAAGUGCUGGAACCUGACGUUAGAGAAUUGGAGAGAGAAGAGCCGUGUGAGGCAAGUGAUGAGGAGAAGCGUAGUGCAGUUAAUGCUAUGGACAAUAUAUUUUCUGUGCUAACCCAUUAUAGUGAGGCGACGGGCAGAUUGGUGUGUCAAAAGAGAUGCAGCAUUCCUGAUGUGGGUCUUUUAAGCACAUCCUUGAUUAUUUCUCUUGGUAGAAUCAAACAAAGCUUUGUAUUAACUAAUCCGCGUUUAUCAGACAUGCCUAUUGUUUAUGCUAGUGAUGCCUUCUUGAAAUUGACAGGUUAUGCAAAAAAUGAAGUUUUGGGCCGCAACUGUAGAUUUUUAGGUGGAACAGAUACUGAUACCUCGACAUUACAUCUGAUAAGGGAGAGCAUUAAAACAGAACAACCAUGCACAGUACGUAUUUUGAAUUACAGGAAGGACAAAAGCUCAUUUUGGAAUUUUCUUCAUAUCUCACCCGUUCGUGAUGCUUCUGGCAAGGUUGCAUACUUUGUGGGAGUUCAAAUAGAAGACAGCAAUAAAAACGAUGAUAGCCAUUGUUUGAGUCCUGAGAAGAGGCAGCUUAAUGUGGUUGGUGUAGUCAAGGUUGCAGUGAGGAGUUUAUCAAUGACUGUGGGAUCUUCCAAGUCGUAGCAAAAGGAUCAUGUGAGUGUGAGUUUGGAACAUAUAAUAUUGCCUACUUCUCAGAAGUCAGAAAUAUUAAUCCAUUCGGAAAAAUGAUCAAUCUCAACCAGUGAUUGUUGAGAUGAUAGAAAGGUAAAAGAAUUAAUUUGUCAAGAAAGAAAAAGAGAGUCCAUAUUGUCAAUUGUAAGAAAGCAUUCUCUGUUGGAAGUUUAUAAAUAAAAUGUAUUAUAUUUUCCGUAAUGUAGCAAUAAAAAUUGACUUGUACUAAUUUCGUCUUA
This is a messenger RNA of Glycine soja, 1811 nucleotides long. RefSeq names its product protein TWIN LOV 1-like. Bases 376 to 1542 code for a protein of 388 amino acids. The record is from RefSeq and is a predicted model, not a curated record. The transcript has 7 exons. Gene Ontology annotation, cellular component: nucleus. Lineage: Eukaryota; Viridiplantae; Streptophyta; Magnoliopsida; Fabales; Fabaceae.